CAGCCAGCCACUGUUUGGAGUUGGAGGGCUUGAGUGUGUGUGAUGCUUUGCGGCAUCUGCCGCCGAAAUGUGAUUUUGGCUGUAUUUUUGUGUUUUUUGAGUAAUUAGACUCCUAAUUGUGCCUCUUAAUGACCUACCACUAUGGAUUGGAGAGAGUCUGUCAACUGCCAGAACUGUGUAACUUUAAACAAGAAAUUGGAGCUGUUUGACCUCUUAAAGCAGAAAUGUUGUAAGAAUGACGAUAUUAUCAAGAACUUGCUGUCCUUAAAGAAAGCAUAUGAAAAAUCCACCAAAGUCCUUGAGAGUAAAUCCAAGAAGCUGGUAGAAGUGAGAAAUAAGCUCGAAGAUGCUGGGAAAACUGAAGAAAAUCUCAAAAGAAAACUUGCAGAGUUCCAGUUGCGCUUAGUUUCUUCUGACACCAAAUACCAAGAAGUCCUGAAGGAUAUUGAAAAUGAACAAGAGAAAUUUAUUUCUCUCACUAAGGCUAAAGGCCAAUUGGAAGACAUACUUCAAUCAAAGGAAAAUGAGCUGGCCUCGCUGGUUUUAAUUUCUAAACAGUCUGAAGAACGCCAUGGCAAUGAAAUAGAAAAUUUAAAGUCAGAACUAGCUAAAAUUCAAGUGGAUGGAGUAAAAUUUAAAGAACAUCGCCAGAAUACCAAGAAGUUAGAGAAACUUGAAGAACAAUUACAUCUGAUAUUUAAAGGUGGUCUUGAACCAAGUAAAGAAAACCUCACCAAAUUAAAGAGAAUAAUAAAUAGAAUAAGUGCCAAAGUGGAUGCGAGGAAAUUAGAGGUUGAACUUAAUUCCCCAUCCUUGACACCGGACGGCACUCCGAGCUUAGAUACAGGCAUUUUUUCGGAAGAUGAAGAUUUUGCAAAUCCAUCUCUUGCAGAUGAUUUGAAUGUAACUUCUGAUAGUGAUGACGACUUUGAGGAUGUCGAGCAAACAAUGAAACAAGACUCAUUUUUGUCCACUGAUAUUCAGAAAGUCCAGAACCUUGGUAGUAUUCAUCUAACAAGUCCAUUGCCCCUAAAGCCCAAUUGUGAUAACAGUACUUCCCGGGGCAGCAAAGUAACUCCAAGUCCAUCAAAAAAUGACUUUGCCUGUAAUACAAACGUACCCAAUUCAAGUGGUUUGGUUGGCAGUCCUCUGGGACAGUUUACGAACACGUGUGUCUCUAAUGAGACUGAUAGCAAUAUUCAGACUAAGCCAGCAUCUCAGGAUGAAAAAUAUUUAUCUCCUGUUAUGGAAUCGAGUGAAACCCUUCCUGAUUUAUUGUUGUCUGAACCAGUUGACGAAUUAGAUGUAAGUUUGAAAAUUCCCUGUGCUAGUCCAGCUCAAAACCUUGCACAUUCUCUAAUGCCUGAAGAGAGCAAUGCUCAAAUUUCAAAUGUUCCGAAUUUAGAAGAAAUCAUUUUUCAAAGGGAAUCUUCAGACACCUUGCAUCAAGAAUUGGAAAUUUCCAUCAACAGUCCCUUGAAAGCUCCUGCUGCUUCUGAUCUUGCUCAAACGGUGGAAGGAAGAAACUUAAAAAUUGUUGAGCGAGUAGAUGAAAAUAGAGGUUUUAUUUCAGAAGAUCACACCACUGGAUUUCAAAAUGACUCAUGUCACUCGAAAAGCCCGAAGGGAAAUCCUUCAGAAGAUUCUGAUAGUUCCCCACUCGCUCAACAGUCAUCAGAAAGUAAUAGCAAAGGCUUGGAGGAAAUCAGUGAGGAAAGAAAUCUCUCAAUUACUCAAUUGGAAGAUACCUCAUCUCAAGAUUUGAGAAGCUCUGUGGUAUCUACUGUUCCUUCCCUUGAGCAUCUAUUAGAAGAAGAAAAAGCUGAAAAUGUUGAGUCUGUUAGUAAACACCAGGAUGCUUCAGAAUUUCCUUCUACCAAGGAGGAAAGCUCAGUUCGAGGUCUUACAAGCCCCAGAAGUAGUCCUUUGAAAGAUUUUGUUGCCCUUUCAAUCUCACAAAAGAGCAGUGAUUUGUUUCUGAAAUCUACCUCAACUACAGGCAUCUCUUCUAGUGUAUCAUCCGACCUCUUAUGUCAAAGUUUGGCUAACAUUGUUAAAAGAGCUCAAGAUCCAGUCCAAAUCUGUGAUGGAAGCUUUGAGGAACUGAAUACUAGACCAAGAAACAACGAAUUAGAGUUGGCUUCAACUACCCAGCCAAAGUGUACCAGUUCAUCAAUUGUAAACGGUGAAACUUAUGAUCCUGUUUUGUGUACAGAAACGUCUCGUUCUCCCUCAAAAUCUUUAUCUACAAGUAAUCUGAUUGAUGAAAAUUACAAAGUAAUGGAAGAUACAAAGGAUCCUGAAUCAACUUUCUUUGACUCGAUGUUAGAUGAGUGGAAAUCCACUGAGCCAAUUUUACCCUUCUCUGAUGAUUCAUGUGGUUUCGAUGAUGAGAGCUUGUCAGCAAGCAAUGGACAACUUGAUUAUGCACCUUCAAGCGAAGAAUCAAACCCUUGUGAACUAGCCAAUGAAAGAUCUGUCAAAUCCACAGCUACAAACACAGAAGAAAUUUGUCUCAUCUCAGUGGCUUCAAGUCCUAUUGCCAAGUUCAAGGGUCAAAGUUCACCAGAUAGUUCUUUUACAUUUUUAUCAGGAAAUCAUAGCAAGGAAUCUGGCAUUUCUACUCUAUGGUCCAGAAUGGACAAAGCUGUUAGUCCAAUGAGGAAGAAUUUCAGAGAUGUUGGUGUGAUGCCAAUCAAGGAGCUAAGGAAGGAUGUUGCCAUAAGUCCGUUGAAAAUAAGUGCUAACAGUGCUGGAACAAGUCCUAUGAGAGGUGUUUUCAAAGAUAGUGCUGUUAGUCCUAUCAGAGUAAAGGGAAUAGAUGUGGUUAGUGGUUCAGUGACUGUGGACAAAAGCACACAAGUUAACUUAAAUCCCAAAGAAAUUUCACAAGAUUUAGAAGAGAAAAUGCAGCCACCAGAAUGGUCACAAGAUGUGAAAUUGCUGCGUCAAACUUUGGAGGCACUCGACCUUGAUUCAGGAGAUUUAGCUAGUGUUGUUACAGAUGAAAACUUAGUUAAAGAGAUUAAGAAGAUGCUGGAAAUGGCUUUUAAAAAAUCUUGUCACAGUAUGAGCUUUCCUUCAAGAGAACCUGAGUUUCAAUAUGAAAGAGACAGAUUUUGCCAGUACAAAUUUUGUGAGUUUGCAGAAAUAUGUAAUCAGCAACAUAGGAAUCUACAUUUACUAGCCAAAUCAAAACAUUUAGAGAAAAAAAUGUGUAGCUCUGGUAAAUCUGAGAAAUACAAAGUCAAGAGGCUGAAACGUAUAAAACCAAAGAAGAUUAAAAACAUAAAAUUCACAGAAGAGACAUUUAAUGACAAAAAGACACAAUUUUGUGGUAUUGUUUCAGUAGGACAGAUUCAUGAAAACUUGGAGAGCCCGAAUCAUGCCUCUAAACAUUCAAUAUCACAAAAAUGCUCGUUUUCACAGCUUGGAACCAGUGCAGAAACGCCAGUAGCUUUGUUCAAAAGUACUGAAAAUCAAACUUCUGAUGAGAACCCUGAACUUGGGUUAAAUUCACAACUUUCUAUGUCACAGAACCAAAUUGAGCCGUCUUCCAGUUGCCUCAGGACAGCCAAGAGCUUAAAUAACAGUGAUGGCAAGGGAAAAUCAUCUUCAUUUGAUUCUUCCUUAUCGUCGGAUGAAGGAAAGCUUUGUGAAAUUGACAAUACUCAUAGUCCAGCGACAUUAAAAACCACUUCUACUGGUUGUGGGAAAGAAAUUGAAUGUGAGGGAACUCCUAACAAAGAAGAAGAAGACAUUGGCUGUGCUAUCAAGAAUGACAAUCACAAAUCCACCUCUUCUCUUCAUUUACACAAUGAUAACUCUUUGAGCAAGACAUCUCGUAAGCGGGCGUCAACACUAAGUGAAAGCAGUUGUACAAGUGUUGGAGAAUGUGAGGCCUCUGAUGGCAAAACUGGAGCCCCUAUUCGUCGAUCUCCAAGAAUUAAAAAAAUAAGAGUUGCACACAACUUUGACUCUGGAAGCAGAUAUUCAUACCAAAAGGGUUAUGUAAAAUUUGUGAAGGGCGAAACUGUUUUUGUUAGUAAUGAAUCUGAAACAUUGAAUGGCCCUCAAAAAUUGAAGAGUAACUUAGCUGAGGGAGAAAUCAACAACCUUAACUUGAGGGUUGAGGAAAAUUUUUCAGAACCAUUGCUUACUUCCAGUAGCUUAAGUACACCAGAUAUCAGCCUGACUAGAAGUGAAACAAAAGGGAACGGUGAAAGUAGAUCUCCUAUUUCUCAUGCUUUUGAAAAGAAAAUUAAGAAUUCAAAUUUAAAGGCAGGCAAUGGUACUAAAAGGACCGCAGAAGACCAAGUGAAGGUGGCUGAAAACAGAUUAAAACGUCACAAACAGUCAAGUCCCAAAAUGUCCUCAGACGAAAUAGAUGACACUGACGAUGAUAGGCUUGUUAUUUCUUAUGAAGCUGAUGAUAAUGAACAAGACAAGGUCAUUUUUAAUGAUGAUUCCCAUCAUGAAAAGCACAGGGACAAUUGUGUGUCAGUGAAUCUCACUUCAACUGAUAUUGUGGAGAGAAACUUGGGAGAUCUGAGUGGGACAGUCUCCUCAGGAAGUGGAAGCAGAAGUACAGUUUUUGAUGACACAAUGGUUUUACCCACUGUCUCACAAGGUCGGCCAAAAGUUGCCUCUGGCAAACCAUCAAAGCUCCAGCGACUGAGAUCCUCAGUGAGCAAAGUUCAUCCUUUAGCACAAACAAGCAGAGGAUCCAGAUGUAGUGAAGAGGCAGAGGAUGGUUCACAGGUCAAUGAAAGAAUGAAGAAGAUUCAUUCUGGCUCUGCUUCAAAAGAUGACCAAGUAAAGUUACGAGCAGAUAUUCUAGAAAAGCUUAAAGGCAGAGAGAGUGUAAGGAUGGCUGCCGCUGCAUCAGGGCGUACUGCUCAACUUAUUGAACUAAACUCUGUAAAUUCUGUCAGACAGAAGACCCCAGUGGCUCGGUGCUCAUUAGCUCUCGGCCCCGUUAAACCUGUAAAGAAAACAACCUCAGUUCAGCCACUUGUAAGACCAGAGGACCGCUUACUGUGUACUGAAAACUCCCUACCACUUAAGAAUAGAAAAUGCAGCAUACGACCAAAGAAAACAUCUGCACUUGUUGAAGAAAAUCCACCAGAGGAGACUUUCAUUACGAAAGAUAUUCAGCAAUCAUCUUUCUUAAUCACUGAUGAUAUUGAUUUUUGCAUAACUAAUCUAGGACCACUAGCAUAUGCUAUAAAUGAUCGCCAGAUUUGCGAGACUCCUCAUUGUAACAAUAAAAAUGGACUAAAAAAUACGGAACAACUGGUUCGGGAAACCCUGAAGAAUUUGGUGGCUGCAACAUCAUUUACACCUGAUGUAUUACAAAGAGCAAUUGAUGCUCUUUCUAACCCGGAUUUGGAAAAUGUGCUAAUAGUUUUAGUUAGGGAUGUUGUUAAGAUGAUGGAUGACGACUAUGAUACACCUCCUUUACGCAGUGGAAAGCAAGAAGUGUUUGCGCCACCACUUACACCUGUACAGCAGCAGCUAUUGACUCUAGUUCUUCAGCUUUCUUUUCAACAUCAGCAUCUAAAACAGUUGCCUCAUGAAAUUCUGAGACUCUUAGAGUAUCGGAUGUUUAGACUCGGAAAAGCUCCGGAGGGACCGCGAUUACAGUGGUGCUCAAGUUUCUAUGCCUCAAUUUGUCGUGUUUUAUGUUUGCGAUCUGAAGCUCUUAUAUUUUGUUGGGAUGCUCUUUAUACCCUAAGAGGUCGAUCUUAUGAUGUUGUCAAAGUUGUAAUGGACGUAUGGCCUCAUUUGUUUCCUAUUAAUCCCAAUUUUGAGAAAGCAUGCCCGAAUGCUCAAGUCAUGCUUCAUUUACUCAAAUGUCAUGUUGAAAAACCACCUGGAGUCCAACAGUCAAACAAAUUUGACAAUAGCUGGUUGAAACGUAUGUUGAGAUGCACAGGGCUACAAUCCACUAGCAUUAAUUCAACAUUAUUAUCAUCAAGGAUAUUUUCUAGUUUGAUUGAUGGAAAACUUGAUACAAAUGUGGCAGCAAUGGUACUGCUUGCCAAGCGCGAAGAAGAACAAUGGACUAUGAAGAAUGUUAUUAGUGGGAACUUCUUGCCAGCACUGGCAAAAUGGCAGGCCAGAUUGCUUGAUGAUGUAGCUGGAGAACGAGUUAUCUGGACCAUGUGUUCUAUUCUGAGAGCUCUGCCUCCUGAACGAAAUGGCGAUACGUCACAAUCUGUGUUGAAACUCCUAACAGGUGAACUUCUUCAGAAGGAUAAUAGAUCAUUAACAGUUCAAAUGCAGGAGGUUAUUGCGAUUGGCUUGGCUCUUCUCUCUAAACAUGACAUUGAGUCUGUGGCUCACUCGUUACUUUUAUGGAAUCCCAGCCACGGUUCAUCAAAAGGCUACUCAUUGCGUCUACUUCAGUAUCUCUCUUCAAUCAUCAACAGUGGAAGUCGUCCACGGUCUUGGUGGCAAAGUCGAUUAAACCAACGUCCCAAAUUGGGGGAAGAGUAAAUGCUUUUCAAAAACAGUCAACAUAGUCAUCAAAAAGAUUUUAAAUUUUAACAUAGGCUUCCUAAUCAUGUCCUUACCUUAUUAUGUUUGUUUUUAUGGCUUAUACAUAAAGUACUGUUUCAUUUUUUUUUAAUUCAAUGAAAAAAGCCAUUGUUUUCCCACCAUCAUUAUUAGUGCAUUAAAAUGUGCUGACCUUCACCCCAUUGUGCAACAGUAUGUGUUCCAAGCUUUAUGUGAUUGAUGUGAUCUCUUUUGUUUAAGAUAAUUAAAAUUAUUUGUCAAAUUUUAAA
Molecule: messenger RNA, 6791 nt
Organism: Frankliniella occidentalis (western flower thrips)
Lineage: Eukaryota; Metazoa; Arthropoda; Insecta; Thysanoptera; Thripidae
Exons: 17
Coding region: 142-6501 (2119 amino acids)
Source: RefSeq, a predicted model, not a curated record